AACAACCCUAUUAUCGAACAUACUCGACACCGCACUCAACCCAGCUUUACGCCAGAUUAUUGCCUGAAAUAUGGUCUGAAUCGAUUCUUACUUCCCUUCCAUACACUCGCUCAAACUCGUAUCGGCUUAGUGAGAACAACCGCCGACCAGAAUCAUCGCCAAACAAUGGCUGCGAGGAAUCAACCGACGUUCAACCUCUUCUCAGGCGAACCAGAGCUGCCUCCUCCGUCGCGCGAACCUCUAAGACAAACCUUCAAAUCAACGUUUCGAACGUCGCAGAAUGCGCCCCAUACCAUUGUACCAUCUGACCCGGCAAAUGAAGACCUGCGCGCGCAGAUCAAUACCCUUCGCUAUGAGCUUGAAACAGCGAAACAAGAACAGGAGAAAGUGAAGCUCGAGCACGAUGCUGAGGUUCGCGACUUGCAGUACCGAUCAGAUGCGGAAUACAGGAAGGCGCAACAGGCAGAGUCUGCAAAUGAGCUCACAGCGAAAAAGUAUGAAUCUCUCCGAAAGGAGAUGUCGGAGGCGCAGACGCGCAAUGAGAAUGAAAGGCAGGAUUUACAAAAGCGGUUGCGCACAUCACAGGACAAAGCCCAGCAGCUGCAGGAAGAUGCUGAUGAAUUGAAGGAAGAGCUUGCGACCACACAGAGGCAAAAUGAGCAUCGCUACAAUACUUUGCAGACGGAGCACCGCGCAUUAAAGGAAUCGGUCGAGGAUAUCAGGGCAGAUACAGACGCGAAGAUAAAUGCUAUGCACAUGGCUCAAAGGAAGCUGGCGCAAAAAGAGGCGGAAGUGGGAGAGCUCGAGGCUGAAGUUCUACGGCUCAAGGCCAUCACUGGAGAUGCAGAAACUAUAGCGGUGAUCAAGAAGGAGCUAUCGGAGCAAGUGACGCACAUUAAAAAGCUGGAAACCCUCACCCGAGAGCAGAGUAACGAGCUAAAGCAAUACCGCAAACAACACAAGGCGAUCGAGGUUGUCGAGGAAGAGAAGCGAUCAUUGCAGACCAAACUUCGACUGGUAGACGAACUACAGAGGCAGCUUAGCGAGGCAGAACGGAGGAAACAAGCUCUGGAGGACGAGCGCAACUCCUGGACUUCCUACUUGGAAAACGAGGUAGAAGGCGACACGCAGUUCGACACCCCUGAAGAUCUCGCACGAGCUUUCAUCCAAGUACGCUUCGAUAAGACAGAUUUGAUGAACCGUCUUGGAGAGAUUCAACCCGAACUUACCGUAAAGGAAUCCAAUAUCCAGGCCUUGGAAGACGAAAAAGCCAAACUGCAAGCCGAGAUCCAACAGUUGAAAACUGCAGGCAGCAGCGCACCAGACUCAAACGAAGCUAAGGCGCGGACCAGACUCGAACGUCAAAAAGUUCUGCUGGCAAAGGAGCUCGACUUCCUCCGCGCCCAAAUGAAAGCUUUUGAUGACGAGGAACGUGAAAUGCACCCUGAGACCUUUGACACCGCAAAGACGGAUCGCGUGAAAGAGCUCGAGGACCUGGUUGACCAAUACCGCAAAGAAAUAGACACAUUACAAAAAGAUUUCAACAGCAUAGAACGUCCUCCUGUGGUCACGGCGGGCCAAAAACGUUCUCUCGACACCGAUGAAACGGACGAGCGAGUGGGCGAGCUCCGUCGCAAGAACCGGAAGCUGGAAGACGACAACUCCACCAUGCAAAAGCGCAUCAAGAUGAUCGAAACAGAGUAUAAAGCGCAACAUUCGCAACUCAAGAAACUCAAAGAAUCGUCCAGGACAAGGGUUCUCGAGCUCAAAGCCAACCCCACCGCCGACGCCGAAGCCUUGAAACUUAGCACCGUCCGUACUUUGCGAGAAGCUAAUACACAGCUCCUCGCGCAACUUCAGGGCCGGACACCGUCUCCCGCUGUUCCUUCGGCCGCGCUCACUGCUACGCAAGACCAGCUUACCGAAGCCUUGACGCAACUCGCGUCCCAGGAAAAGAAGAUCAAACGGCUCAAGCAAAUCUGGCAGGCCAAGUCACUCGAAUUCCGCGAGGCCGUGGCGUCCGUCUUGGGCUGGAAACUCGACUUCAUGCCCAACGGACGGGUCAAGGUGACGUCCAUGUUCAAGCCCGCCGACGACGACUGCGAAAACAGCAUCGUGUUUGAUGGAGAGAACGGAACGAUGAAGGUCAGCGGCGGCGAGCAGAGUGUUUUUGCAGGCGAGAUCAGAGAUCAGAUCGUGUAUUGGGUCGAGGGGCGCAAAGAGAUUCCUUGCUUUCUGGCUGCGCUGACUUUGGAAUUUUGGGAGAAAAAGAACGGGGACAUGACCACACGGGAUAUGUAA
This is a messenger RNA of Periconia digitata, 2301 nucleotides long. The record is from the annotation of a GenBank genome assembly. Lineage: Eukaryota; Fungi; Ascomycota; Dothideomycetes; Pleosporales; Periconiaceae.